GAGGAACGGACGGACGGACGGACGGACAGACAGACAGACUGGGAAAGGUCUUGGGUCUUCCUUGCAGAGAAGGAUCUCCUGGCGCUUCUCUCUCCGUGGCCGGAGAGAUGGGGUCAGGGUCCCCUUCCCCUGCCUGGCUCGCUGUGAGGUUCACGAUGGCUGCAGGCUCUCUCCGGAAUGUCCUCGUGUGUGCCAGCCUCGAUCUGAGAACGAACCUGCCCGGUGAUCUGUGUAUUCCCCUCGGGUCCUCGGGCUGCUUCUGAGAUGGUUGAACUUUAAUCUUACCUGUUCUCGAACUCUAGAGUAGGCUCAUCAGGACUUGUUUUUGAAUUGGCAAAUUAGAGGUUUUGUUUGGAUUUUUUUUUUUAACCCUGAAACCCAAGUUGUGUCAAGUUAGAUUGUACUGUCGUGGAGGGCUUUUGUAAAGCAGGAGUUUAACCCCGGCUUCUUGUUUAAAGAAAAUAUUCAGAGCUUUGAUCCAUGGUGAGAUUGCUGCCAGUGCCAGUAUUUUUUUAACAAUGCUUUGAUGUAAAUCAGUGAGGUGAAUUUGGUAAGCAAAAGGAUGAAUAACGGAAUACAGAGAGGGUGACCUUUAAAUUUUGGCUUAGUUUAUGAAAAGGUAUCCCUGUUUAAUAUUUUCUCUCAUAUAUAAUACUUGAUCCGCAACCUGAUUCAUUGAUUUUUUUUUUUUUAAGGCUCCAGUUAGUAUAAAGAAUUUUGGAGAUUUCGUGUCAGCAUUUGAAACUGCCUAAUGAGUCUGAAUAAAAAGUCAGAAGAUGAAUAAUCUUUCAUUUAGUGAGCUAUGUUGCCUCUUCUGCUGUCCACCUUGUCCAGGGAAAAUUGCUUCAAAAUUAGCGUUUUUGCCACCUGAUCCAACUUACACGCUAAUGUGUGAUGAAAGUGGAAGCCGCUGGACUUUACACCUAUCAGAACGAGCAGACUGGCAGUACUCUUCUAGAGAAAAAGAUGCCAUUGAGUGUUUCAUGACUAGAACCAGUAAAGGCAACAGAAUUGCCUGCAUGUUUGUGCGUUGCUCGCCCAAUGCCAAAUACACUUUACUCUUCUCACAUGGAAAUGCUGUUGAUCUUGGUCAGAUGAGCAGCUUUUACAUAGGACUGGGAUCACGGAUUAAUUGUAAUAUAUUCUCAUAUGAUUAUUCUGGAUAUGGUGCAAGUUCCGGGAAACCAACGGAGAAGAACCUCUAUGCAGACAUAGAAGCUGCUUGGCUUGCUCUUAGGACAAGAUACGGCAUUCGCCCUGAAAAUGUGAUUAUAUAUGGCCAAAGCAUAGGGACCGUACCGUCUGUGGAUCUUGCCGCGCGGUAUGAGAGUGCUGCUGUUAUCCUUCAUUCUCCUUUGACCUCGGGAAUGCGAGUUGCUUUUCCUGAUACCAAGAAGACCUACUGUUUUGAUGCAUUCCCAAACAUUGACAAAAUCUCUAAGAUAACCUCUCCAGUAUUAAUAAUUCAUGGGACUGAAGAUGAAGUCAUUGACUUUUCACAUGGCCUCGCAUUGUUUGAGCGUUGCCAAAGACCUGUGGAGCCUCUGUGGGUUGAAGGGGCAGGUCACAAUGAUGUGGAACUUUAUGGACAGUACCUUGAAAGGUUGAAACAGUUUGUGUCACAGGAACUGGUAAAUUUGUAAAAUAUUCUGUAAAUUUGCAUACUGGGUUUUCUUUUCUUGCUGAACUGCACUCUUUGGUAAAUAACAUAAAACCUGAAGGUUUUGUUUGCAAAUCAUGUCAGUUGCCUUCAUAAAUGUACAGGUAAUGAUUUGUUAACAGACUUAAUGAAGGUUUUAAUUACCAGAACUAGAAACUGGAAAUAACAGUAUCAUGCAGUCAGGCUGUGUAAUUUAUAUUUUUUCUGUGAAUUUUUUUUUUAAACAUCAAAAUGAGUACUGUAUGAAAUUUUAAUUCUAUAAAAUCAAAUGCUGUAAAAGUAUUGCUAAAUGCUUUUGCAUAUCAGAAACAAAUUUAUAAAUAUUUUUAAAACAUCUCAAUGUACUAAAUCUUAUCCUGGUAUACAAAUGUAAUAUUCUUUCAAUAAAAAGCUGUAUAUCAAAAACAAUUCAAGUACUCAGAAUAAAUUGUAAGAAAAUACGCAAGUUCAUAGAGAUGACCUAAACCCUGUUGUACAGGGAUAGAGGUUUAAAUGGUUAUUUUAUUGUAAAAUACAUUGAAUUUUCUGUAUUCCCUCGUUACCAUACACUUUCUCCUUUAAAAUAAUUAAGUCUUUAAUUUCUACACCAUCUGUUAAUUUACCAACUAGUUACCUUGUAAAUGAGAAGUCAUGAUAGCACUGAAUUUUAACUAGUUUUGAUUUAUAAGUUUGGUACUGUGAGGCAACUACUUAAAAUGUUCAUUUUAGUUACUUAAAAGGCAUUUAGAGCUUUGAGAAUGAUUUCAUAUGCAAUGUUGUUUUAAAUUUUGACUAAUCUCAUAGAAUUGAAGUACUCUUCAUAAUAAGAAAAUCUGAAAGUCCAUUAGAUGUUCUUCAAGACCACAAACAGACUGGCUAUUUGGUCCCUUUUCACUUUGGCUGUUUUUAAGAAUAGGACCUAUUGUUUUGGAUUACUAUCUGAGAAUUUCAUAGAUUCACUCCUGGAUGCAGGAGAUAAGAAAACAUUUAAUUCAUAACUUUUAUAUUAACCAAUGUAGUAAAAAAUAAAGCUCACUCAAAAACUAAGUUGCCUUUCCUUGAAUGAAUCCUGCCUGAAUAAAACAAUGAAAGAAAAAUAAAAAUAAAAUUAACGGUAUGUAGUCUAAUUUGUAAAUGAAUGAAUAUUGAAAUAAUACACACUGUGGAUAUAUUUUAAGGCCUUAUGUAGUUUUAAUUGUUCUGCUUGUUCUGUGGUUAUGUCUAAGACUAUAGUAUAUGAUUCUCUUCAAAGUAUAUCAAGUAUUGUGAAUGCUUUGGUUCAGAUGUGUCAAAUUAACAGUAAAACAACAAAUAUACCACUCA
Equus caballus (horse) is the source of this 2962-nucleotide messenger RNA. NCBI's taxonomy places the organism in Eukaryota, Metazoa, Chordata, Mammalia, Perissodactyla, Equidae. The record is from RefSeq and is a predicted model, not a curated record.